GUUAAUCCCGUCCUCCUUUUAUAGUAUCUGAGCUUACAUCCGUGUCUGACUGUGUUUGCGCUAAAUUAGCCUCCGCCUAUGUGGAUUAGUUAUGUGUGGCUUGCUCGCCUGGACUAUCCUGUCUUCCAUCCACCAUCCAUCGACAGCACUGAUCCAGUACUCUGCCGCUGAGCUUCUAAAGCUCCGCUUGCAUCCGCACGGGCCGCCUCUCGCGGCCCUGCUCCUGCACCCGCACCUUGACAUCAGAGGUACAUUCACCGCGGCUCCCGUUGGGGCUUCCAGUGCAACAGAUCCAGCCCCGUCGGAUCACUCUGGUCCACUGCUCGAUGUCCACCGAGGAACACCGGUCUCCGUGCUUAUCACAGUGUGUUAGCCCGCUUAGCUAGGUCGGCUAACAUGGCUGUCAAAUUCAGCAGCACUACUGUCAACUUCGGUCUUUUCAACAUCCGCUCACUCAAGAAUAAGGGGCUUUUCGUGUCUAACUGAAACAUGGCAGCAGCCAAAUGACCUUACUCCACUCAAUGAUGCUACACCUCCAGGGUUUGUUCACAUCUCUCAACCUCGUGACUCCAGCCGAAGAGGAGGUCUUGAGAUAAUCUGCUGUGAGACAUGGAGGACAGCGUCUUGUUUGUGCGGUAUAACCUUGGUCCAGGUGUUGUGGUGGAGUUGCAAGAGGAGGCAAGUGUGGCUGAGCUGAAGGAGGUGGUAGGAAGUCAGCAGGGAGUCCAACCAGAGCAUCUCAGGGUCCUGUUCGCUGGGAGGGAGCUGAGGAGCACCACCACACUGCAGGGUUGUGACCUCCCAGAGCAAAGUACCGUCCAUGUUGUCCUCCCUCCAUCAGGUUCCUCCCCCUCCCAGAUGUUCCUCCUACAGGAGCGCCUGGCUCGAGGAGGGGAAGGGGAGCAGGACAGUCUGACCAGGCUGGACCUCAGCUCCUCGCGCCUCCCCUCCACCUCCUCUGACCUGGCCGUGAUUCUGGAUGGGAGUGAAAGAAGAGGAAGUGAUGGAGGAGGUGUUGGAGGAGUAGAGGCGGCGAGAGAGGAGAUGCAGGCUGCAGGUCCGAAAGGUAUGCGUACCUGCAGCACCUUUUUUGUGUACUGCAAAAGCUGCAGGUCGAUCCAGCCAGGAAAACUGAGAGUUCGCUGCAGAAGCUGCAGGCAGACAACACUGACACACAGCAGGGGUCCAUCCUGUUGGGAUGAUGUUCUCCUCCGAGGUCGUAUCCAUGGUGUGUGUCAAUCUGAUGGUUGUCAUGGCAACGAAGCAGAGUUCUACAUGAAGUGUGCGUCCCAUCCAACCUCUGAGGACGACCUCUCCGUCGCCCUGGAUCUCAUUAUGGUCAACAGCAGAGACGUCCCCUGUAUCGCCUGCACUGACAUCAUGGACCUGGUCCUGGUCUUCCAGUGCUCAGAGCGUCAUGUGAUCUGCCUCGAAUGUUUCCGUCGUUACUGUCAGACUCGACUAAACGAGCGACAGUUUGUUUACCAUCCUGUGAUUGGCUACACACUGCCGUGUGCUGCGGGCUGCGUCGAGUCUCUCAUUAAAGAGCUGCAUCAUUUCAGGAUUUUGGGAGAUGAUCAGUAUGGGCGGUACCUGCAGUAUGGGGCGGAGGAGUGCCUGCUGAUGACUGGUGGUGUGAUGUGUCCGUCACCUGGCUGUGGGGCGGGGCUUGUCCCACCUGAAGACAGCAGGAGGGUGGAGUGCGACAGACAGCUUGGCUGUGGCUUCGUCUUCUGCAAAGAGUGCAGGGAGGGUUACCAUGAAGGAGCAUGUCACACUGAGCCAGUCCUGCCCCCAGGUGAAGCCUCACAGGGUUUUCUGGUGGACGAGGAGGCAUCUCUGAGAGGGAGGUGGGAUCAAGCCUCCCUGCUCCUCCUGAAGGAGUCAACUAAACCCUGCCCUCAGUGUUCAGUCCCUGUGGAGAGAAACGGUGGUUGUAUGCAUAUGCAGUGUCCCCUGUGCAGAGUAGAGUGGUGUUGGCUCUGUGGAGUCACCUGGAACAGAGAGUGUAUGGGAAACCACUGGUUUGGAUAAAACACACUCACGCGCACGCACAGAGCAGCUUAGUUCAGCAGGAGAAGCCGGGAAUCAAACCACCAACUCUGCUCAACCAUCUGAUGUUAGACAUUGAUAAAAAAAAAAAAAAAACAGCUUCGGGGGAUUGUGGAAUAUGUGGUUUUAAAUACCCCAUAUGUGUACUUAUCAAUGUUGCAGUAAUAAUUUAAAGACAUUUUAAUUUAUAGAUGUUAUAUCUGUUUUCAUGUAGAAUUUUUUUGUUGCCAGAAAUAUUAGAACUUUAUUGAAAGUCCAGCUACUGGGGUUCCUGCUGGCCAAGAGAUUUAAAAUGUAAUCAGUGUAAUCAGUCAUGUAAUCAGUAUGCCACUGCUUUGAGUUUCCUGUUCAUUUUCUGGCAGUCUGUCCAAUAAAAAUACUUAUUUAUUAAAAAAGUUUAUUAAUCUGA
Molecule: messenger RNA, 2461 nt
Organism: Scatophagus argus
Lineage: Eukaryota; Metazoa; Chordata; Actinopteri; Scatophagidae
Gene: prkn
Product: parkin RBR E3 ubiquitin protein ligase
Exons: 11
Coding region: 610-2034 (474 amino acids)
Biological process (GO): regulation of cellular response to oxidative stress; negative regulation of protein phosphorylation; protein polyubiquitination
Cellular component (GO): cytosol; mitochondrion; Golgi apparatus
Molecular function (GO): ubiquitin protein ligase activity; zinc ion binding; ubiquitin conjugating enzyme binding
Source: RefSeq, a predicted model, not a curated record